AUAACUUUCUGACAACAAUGUUCUCCCAGUUAGCUUCUUUGCUCCUUCUCCUCAUACUUGCUGAGUCCAGCAAACUGGUGAGUCUACGCAGAGGUCAAGCACAGCUGGACGGACAUAUCAGGACAGAAGACGUGCUUCAAUCUGUGCUUAAGGACCAGGGCAGAGACCUGACAAGUGUGGACAGCAGGAAAGAAGAUGUAUUUGGAGAUUUUCCUUCUUCAAAGCAAGGAAUUGCAGCUGCAGCAGAGGACGGAGAAGCGUGGGGAGAGCCUGGUGCUCCGUCUAACUUCAGAUCCACACACUUAAUAAGCGAUGGUAAACUGUGGGAUCCCCGCUUCUCUUCUCGAUGUGUGCCAAUCCCUUCCAGCAUGGCCUUGUGCCACAACAUUGGCUAUGACACCAUGCGGAUCCCUAACCUCCUAGGCCAUGAUUCCCCAGCUGAGGCUGUCCAGCAGAGCGCCAGCUGGUUGCCACUGUUGGCCAGAGAGUGCCAUCCAGACGCUCGCAUUUUCCUCUGCUCUCUUUUUUCUCCGAUCUGCCUAGACAGGUUUAUCUCCCCCUGCAGAAGUUUGUGUGAAUCUGUGCGGGACAGUUGUGCCCCAAUCAUGAGUUGCUAUGGCUACCCCUGGCCUGAAAUCCUGCGAUGUGACCAGUAUCCUGCAGACCACCUCGUGUGCAUCUCCUCCAUCACCAACACAACUGCUUACACUGGGGCGCGCGAAAUGCCUCAGGCAAGCUGUCGGGACUGUGAGCUGGAGGAGGCCUCCUCCCCAAAAGAGACACUGGAGACCUUCUGUAGGAAUGAUUUUGUUGUGAAGCUGCGUCUGACGAGGCUUAGGUAUAGUCCAGUAAGUCUAUCUCAGUUCUCAUUGGCUGCUAAGCUGGAUGUCUUAAAGCGCGGGUCUCUACUAGGUGGACAGAUUCGCUCACGCAUUGAACUAUGGCUAGAGAGAGAUGCCACAUGUGUUCGGAACAUGACCCGACAGCAUCCACGAGGCGGCACCUUCCUAGUAACUGGGACAGUCCAGGGGGAACGCCUGGUGGUCAAUAAGGCUUAUGCUUGGCAAAGACAAGACAGAAGCCUCACUGCAGCUGUGCGCAAGUGGAAAAGUCACAGGUGCAGGAACUAACAUCUUGCAGAAUCUUAGAACAUUCUGAGUGUGAGAUCAACCACCCGGGGUGGAUAGAGUUUAGAAGCUUGCCAUAAAGCUACAGCUUUAAUUAUUUGUUUGACUUUUUAAAAGGAAUUCAAAGCAGUUUAGGACUGAAAAUGAUAGUUACAGCACAUUCAGGAUUGAGAAACUGUCACCAUGAAAGCUGGUCAUAAAUGAUGAUGGGAAGAUGAUAGGAAAUAAAAUGUAAAUACGGUGUUUCUAAACUUUAACUUGAUGUUGAUGGCUUAUAUAUUUCUAAUUAAUUUCCUUAUUGAGUUUUAUUUCUACCCAAAUAUGCUUAUUGUAUUUUCUAAUUAAUAAUGGUGAAGCAAAAAAUCUAUCUGUUUCAUUCUUUAUAUAUAUGUAUAUAUUUCUGAAGGUUGUUGUUGAA
Xiphophorus maculatus (southern platyfish) is the source of this 1545-nucleotide messenger RNA. Its product is annotated as secreted frizzled-related protein 2-like. Gene Ontology annotation, molecular function: Wnt-protein binding. Bases 18 to 1130 code for a protein of 370 amino acids. The record is from RefSeq and is a predicted model, not a curated record. Gene Ontology annotation, biological process: non-canonical Wnt signaling pathway; negative regulation of canonical Wnt signaling pathway; canonical Wnt signaling pathway. The transcript has 4 exons. Lineage: Eukaryota; Metazoa; Chordata; Actinopteri; Cyprinodontiformes; Poeciliidae.